GAAGAAGCCAGCAGCAGAACAGUACACAGAGGGACUUCGACUCUCCUUUGUGAGCGACCUCCUCCUACUCCUCCACUCAGCUCUUCUGCAAGCUCUUAAGCACUUUCUCUAUCUCGCUACUCCACCAUCAGAGACCAACCAUGAGCAUCAGAAGCAAAAAUUUCACCAGCAAGUCGGCCUACUCCGUCCCGGCUGGCUCCAGCAGGAUGAGCAUAGUGAAGAGCACACGUGUGUCUGGUGUUGGCUCUGGGUUCGGCGGUGGUAUGGGCAUGGGCAUGGGUGGCGGUGGCGGUGGCGGUGGCGCCAGCUACAGCUUCAGCAGCAGCAGCAUCGGUGGAGGUGCUGGAGGAAUGGGUGGAGGCUAUAGCAUGGGGUAUGGCGGCGGUUCAGGUUUUGGUGGUGGCCACGGUGGUGGCUUUGGCGGUGGCUACGGUGCAGGCUCUGGCGGGGGCUUCAUGCCACCUCAUAUCACUGCUGUGACAGUAAACCAGAGCCUGCUGCAGCCCCUCAACCUGGAGAUCGACCCCAACAUCCAGGUUGUCCGCACCCAGGAGAAAGAGCAGAUCAAGACCCUCAACAACCGCUUUGCUUCUUUCAUCGACAAGGUGCGUUUCCUGGAGCAGCAGAACAAAAUGUUGGAGACCAAGUGGAACCUCCUGCAGGAACAGACCACUACUCGCUCCAACAUCGAUGCCAUGUUUGAGGCCUACAUUGCCAACCUGCGCAGACAGCUCGAUGGCCUGGGCAAUGAGAAGAUGAAGCUGGAAGGAGAGCUGAAGAACAUGCAGGUUCUUGUUGAAGACUUCAAGAAGAAAUAUGAGGAUGAAAUCAACAAGCGCGCUGCUGCAGAAAACGAGUUUGUCCUCCUGAAGAAGGAUGUCGACGCAGCCUACAUGAACAAGAUUGAACUCGAGGCCAAGGUUGAUGCUCUUCAGGAUGAAAUCAACUUCCUCAGGGCAAUCUACGAGGCUGAGCUGCGUGAGCUGCAGUCUCAGAUCAAGGACACUUCAGUCAUUGUAGAGAUGGACAACAGCAGGAACCUGGAUAUGGACGCCAUUGUGAAUGAAGUCCGUGCUCAGUACGAGGACAUUGCCAACCGCAGUCGUGCUGAGGCAGAGUCAUGGUACAAACAGAAGUUUGAGGAGCUGCAGAGCUCUGCUGGUAGCUAUGGUGAAGACCUGCGCAAUACCAAAUCUGAGAUCGCUGAGCUGAACAGAAUGAUUGCCCGCCUGCAGAACGAGAUCGAGUCCGUCAAGGGACAGCGUGCCAACCUGGAGGCCCAGAUUGCAGAGGCAGAGGAGCGUGGUGAGAUUGCAGUGAAGGAAGCCAAGCUCCGCAUCAAGGAUCUGGAGGACGCCCUCCAAAGAGCUAAGCAGGACAUGGCCAGGCAGGUGCGUGAGUACCAGGAGCUCAUGAACGUCAAACUGGCUCUGGACAUUGAGAUCGCCACCUACAGGAAACUCCUGGAGGGAGAGGAGUCAAGAAUCUCUGCUGGUCCAGCCUCUGCCACCAUCCAUGUGCAGCAGACAUCUUCAGGUGGUGGAUACGGCUACGGAGGCGGAUCGUCAAGUGGAUUCGGAGGAUCAUAUGGCGGUGGCAUGGGCGGUGGCAUGGGCGGUGGCAUGGGCGGUGGUAUGGGCAUGGGCGGUGGCAUAAGCAUGGGCGGUGGCAUGGGCGGUGGCAUGGGCGGUGGCAUGGGCGGUGGCGUAUCCAUCAGCAGAAGCUCCGUCAGAAGUGUUAGCAGCCAGAGGCGCUUCUAAACAGAAGUUUCCCAACUUCAUUUCCCUGCACCUUUCAUCAACAACACAUUAAUGGUGCUAAAAUGUUAGCGAUUAGCCAAACCCCAACCAUCUAACAAAUUUCUGAAUAUUGUUUAUGUUUUUUUAACUAGAUAAAAGAUUAGGAAGAAAUCUUCGGGGUAGAUGUUAAUCAGUGACGCUUCCUCCGAAAUUUUUAUCCAAAAAGAAACCAGAAAGAAUGUAAAAGGAAAUGCUUGAUUCUCUUUAACCCUGCUGAAAGUUCUUUAUUUUCUGCACUGAUAUGUUCUGGGGAAAAGGAAGACUCGAUAGGUAUAAAAAUUAUAACCACUGAAGCUGUUUGUUAUAACUGAAGCCACUGAAUUUAAAGUUAGGACAAGGUUACGAGUGUUAAUGUGACAGUAGGUGAGAGAUUUUCUAAACGUGUCCCAUCGGGAUCGACGUUUUCAGCCAAAACAAACCUGCUCCCAGUGCUAAACAGAAUCACUGGAUUUUUAAUAAUGGAUGCGUAUAAUUAGACUGUGAACAGAUCUGUUUUGGUGUAAACAGCAUCCCCUCUGGGUCCUGAUGUCAAUCCUCUCAAUGCCAUCUGCCUUUUCACUUGCUAAUUCGGCAGCUGUUUGCUAACUUACAGUACAGACCAACUAAACAAGCUCAUGUCCACCUCUUUGCUUCUAGAGUACAAUCGAGGAUUGCAAUCCCUCGCUCUCAGGCUGUCCCACAUCUGUUUUCAUCUUUUUUUUCUCUCUGAUAAAAAAAGCAAACAAAAGCAGACGAUAGGACCAGUUUUAUUGUUUGUUAGAUGACGUUGUGACACCAUCAAAACCUGAAAGCAAUAAAUCUGAGAACUAUAA
Tachysurus vachellii is the source of this 2611-nucleotide messenger RNA. Its product is annotated as keratin, type II cytoskeletal 8-like. Gene Ontology annotation, molecular function: structural constituent of skin epidermis. The transcript has 9 exons. Lineage: Eukaryota; Metazoa; Chordata; Actinopteri; Siluriformes; Bagridae. The record is from RefSeq and is a predicted model, not a curated record. Gene Ontology annotation, cellular component: keratin filament. Bases 141 to 1760 code for a protein of 539 amino acids. Gene Ontology annotation, biological process: keratinization; intermediate filament organization.